AUGGAUUCCAGAGGAAGCUUCAUCUUGAUAUGUAGUCAUUGAAGCUGUUUUUAUCAUAACAUCAGGUGUGCUCUAUUGCAAGAUAUACGCAACCGUCCGACGCCUUAAAAAUCAGAUCCACGCCCUAGAAGCUGAACAACCUGCACAGAAUGGAGAAAUCGCAAAUGCUGCAAGGCUAAGGAAAACGUCUGUAGCUACAUUCUACGUAUAUGCCGCGUUUCUGGCUUGUUACUUGCCAUUC
Messenger RNA from Porites evermanni, 241 nucleotides. The record is from the annotation of a GenBank genome assembly. Lineage: Eukaryota; Metazoa; Cnidaria; Anthozoa; Scleractinia; Poritidae.